GCGUUCGUCGCAUCCUCCAGGCGGACCAAGCGUGGCACUCUUUCGUUUCCCCAUUGCCAAUGGUAGGAAGAUAGAAGCAAUAGAUGUACAGUAGUGCGUUUCAUAUAAGCUGUUCCUUGCUAAGCAAAGCAGCAGUAGCUGAGCAGCUUGUGAAGUGAUCGACAGAGACCAAGACUCGUAUUCUCUUCAGCAACAUUCGUCUCGCAGCACUAAGUGCAUAUGUCUCUCUCUCUUUGUCUCUCUCGCAUCACAAGAUGGCAGUAGCAAAUCUCUUCAUUGCAACACUGUUUGCUGUCAUUACGACGGGAUGCCUGGCUUCUCUCCCUAUAUCCGAGACAACUGACUGCCUGACAACGCUCAUUCGCCUGUCGCUGAUUCCUCGAAAUGAAUGGCAUCGCACAGAGGCCUCAUUCAGAGCAAAUUCAGCAGACCAAGCGCUGUUCGACUUCUCAGAGAGAUUUCGCGACGCCAGUGACCUACUCCAAGACUUGGGCAUAAACAGAACCGCCGAUCGCUACAAGCUGUACACAUGUUUGAAUCGAGGUGCUAGCUCGACAUCGCCGUGCAGGAUCAAGUCACCGUGUGGUGGAGGGCUGUGCACGCUACUGGACACUGACUACCUGUGUGUGUGUAAUCCAGGGUAUACUGGUGCGGACUGCAGGCAAGAACUGAACGAGUGUGAAAUACGUCGGCCGUGCUUGAAUGGCGGAACAUGUCUGGACCGAGUCAACAAUUUCACCUGCACAUGUCCAGAGGGCUACUAUGGGAGGAGAUGUGAAACAGAUCGCAACGAGUGUGCCAGUAGUCCAUGUGUAAAUGGCCAGUGCAUAGAUGUAGUUAACGGCUUCACGUGUGAAUGCGUCAGUGGAUACACAGGAACCGUGUGUGACGAAGAUGUUGACGAGUGUGCCUCAUCACCAUGCCAACAUGGCAAGUGCAGGGAUAGAUUUAAUGCGUACAAGUGCCAUUGUGCGGCCGGCUAUACGGGAAUCCAUUGUGAAACAGAUAUGGACGAGUGUGAGAGCAGCCCGUGUCAGCAUGAGGGGACAUGUCGAGAUGCAGUCAAUGCCUAUACGUGCUUCUGUCACCUGGGCUACGAUGGUCUCAACUGCGAGAACAAAUGGAUAUCCCGCAGCACAUUUGAAAGCAGUCGUGGAACAACAUACACACGCUGGGGGAGACAAGACUGUCCCGACGGCACUGAGCGAGUAUACACGGGAUACUCGGCAGGUUCUGACUAUGGACACAAAGGCGGUGGAGCUAACAUCCUCUGCCUUCAUCGGGAACCCUUGUAUGGACGCAGCGCAUCCCACCAAUGGGGUUCUCCCAUCUACGGUGUCACGUAUCAUCUUUCUGGGCAAUCACAACCGUACACUGGAGCGUCACUGGAGGGUAAAACAGUUCCUUGCACUGUGUGUCUGGCCACGAACAGAAGCAGUACAGUUAUGAUCCCAGCCAGGAACGACUGUCCGGAAGAAUGGCAUCUCGAGUAUCAUGGCUACAUGAUGGGCUCACCAUACAACAGCGAUUUUCGUGGAGAAUAUCUAUGCUUUGAUGAUGCUGCUGAAGGGCUGGGCCCGUCCGGUACUCCAGGUCACCGCAUAUCCCCAGUACAAAUUGACCACCCCUAUGGUCUGCCUAGUGUCUACGUUGAGCCCAAGGAGAUUACCUGCUCCGUGUGCACUCGCUAGCCACCGCCUGCCCAUUGCCGCCAUUGCUUGCUACAUUUCAUGUGUGAUGGUCCAGAGACCAUACAUGUACAUGCACCCUAUCUUUGUUCAUUUUUUCAAGACUAACACAAAAAAACCUUGUGCUGUUUUCAUGCUAUUCUUAUGCUCGUACCACCAUCCAUCUUGGAGCUGGUAACUGCUUGAUAUGUACUAGUUAUCAAUGGUCUCUUCGGUGUACUUUGCAGGAAGUGCAUUUCGUAGAAACAAUCGAUGGCUUUACCUUCCAUUUACUUUGUUAGACAAGCCUAGGCCAUUUUCACUACAUCCAGCUCACAUGCGUUAGGACAACAUGGUCACUCAUGUCAAGUGACGUCACUCACAUGACGUCACUCACGUGAAGACCCUCAGCUAGCUUGCUUUGCCCUUCCCUGUGCCUGGUGUUGUUCUUUGUUGUUUUCUUUAUUUUGAAUUCGCUAAAACCAAACCGA
Sycon ciliatum is the source of this 2158-nucleotide messenger RNA. Its product is annotated as fibropellin-3-like. NCBI's taxonomy places the organism in Eukaryota, Metazoa, Porifera, Calcarea, Leucosolenida, Sycettidae. The transcript has 9 exons. Bases 255 to 1691 code for a protein of 478 amino acids. The record is from RefSeq and is a predicted model, not a curated record. Gene Ontology annotation, molecular function: calcium ion binding. Gene Ontology annotation, biological process: heterophilic cell-cell adhesion; establishment or maintenance of epithelial cell apical/basal polarity. Gene Ontology annotation, cellular component: protein-containing complex; plasma membrane.